Messenger RNA from Daphnia magna, 1589 nucleotides. RefSeq names its product repressor of RNA polymerase III transcription MAF1 homolog (gene Maf1). Gene Ontology annotation, molecular function: RNA polymerase III core binding. NCBI's taxonomy places the organism in Eukaryota, Metazoa, Arthropoda, Branchiopoda, Diplostraca, Daphniidae. Gene Ontology annotation, cellular component: nucleus. Bases 539 to 1249 code for a protein of 236 amino acids. The transcript has 6 exons. Gene Ontology annotation, biological process: negative regulation of transcription by RNA polymerase III. The record is from RefSeq and is a predicted model, not a curated record.
AAAGAAGCAAGAACUCGCGUAAAAAACCGUCAACAAAUAUAGUUGGGUGUUCUACUGUUGGUGACUGCUGCCAACUCUUUUCGUAUAACUGCGUAGUUUGCAUAUCCCUAGAUUUGUUGUUUUGAGAAAGCAGUUUUUAUUCUUAAUCCCUUGUGCUGCAACAAUCCCACACAAUUUUAUUGCUAGAAGAGUAGUUAACAGAAAAAUACAUACUGUGUCAGUACAUAAAUUUGUACAGUGUUUCUUCAAUCGUCAAGUGAUAUCUCUCUCCGAGCCUUUGUGUUUCAUUUCCCAUCGGCCAAAUCGUCAAUGAGGAGUUCAGCUAAAAGACACAGUAGAAGCAUCAUUACACAGGAACCACAAACAGUGACAAUAACACAGGGAUAUAGCUUUCGUGUCAUGGAAACAUUCAGUCUUUUCAUUAAAAAAGGUGUUUUUUGUCAUCCAAGAAGUGUUUUAAGAAACUGAAUAGAAGCAACUGUUGUGCCUGUGACUUAUUGUUCUUAAAUUUUAAAGUGAGAAAACUAAUAAUUUGAAGAUGAAGCUUUUAGAGAGUAGCCGCUUUGAACAAGUUAACUCUGCCCUUAAUAUGUUUACGGGAGAUUGCAACAUAAUUGGAAGGAUUGAAAGUUAUUCAUGCAAGUUGGCAGGACAUGAAAAACAACUCUACAAGCGUUUCCAUUCAGAGGCUGGGGCUGGUCCGCACGAUCUCCAGGUGUUAUCCGCGCCUCAAACUGCGCUGGCUGUUUCACCAACUGGAGGUUAUUUUACCAGCCAGAGUUGCAGUGUUUCAGGAGAUGAGGAGGGCCCGUUAUGUGACACAAUAAGCCGCAAAACAUUAUUUUAUCUAAUCGCUACGCUGAAUGCUUCCUUUCAUCCAGACUAUGAUUUCUCUUAUGCCCGCAGUGAAGAGUUUAGUCGCGAACCAUCGGUUCAGUGGGUAAUGAAUGCAGUCGAUAAUAACCUUAGUGCCACAGCUGGAGAUCUCUACAAUUCAAAAUUACAUGCUCAGCUCUGGGCUGCUAUUAACGAUGAAAUAAAUCUACCUGAAUGUGACAUCUACAGUUACAACUCGGAUCUGGCGUCAGAUCCUUUUGGUGAAGAUGGUUCGUUAUGGUCGUACAAUUACUUUUUCUACAAUCGGAAAUUGAAGCGCAUUGUUUUCUUAACUUGCAGAGCCGUCAGUUUGAACCACAUGGAUCUAAGUUGCGGCGGAGAAUUCACAAUGGAUGAAGAAGCCUUCCUAUAGAGCGGGAGCAAAAAGCCAAUAGCACGCAGAACUAAACCCGACUCUUAAUGUCAAUGUUUUAAUAACAUUUAGUCGUCACAAUUUUAACGUUCGAUCUGUGUUUUACCUAGACUUUUUACAUGAUAAGACGUUAGGAUUCUUAGUGAAAGCCGUACGAUCAGAUUUUCAGUAUCGUCUGAUGCAUGUCAGACAUUGUUUACGGGGAAUUCCUUGGAUAUCUGUCUUUCCGUGUUUUUAUUUUCCGUGUCCCCCCAUUUAAUUUAAAAAUAAAACGCGGUUAUUUUCAUUUUUAUCAUCGAUUAACGUCAAAUGCGAAUACACGGAAACAUAUUUACCUCAA